AUGAGCUCGUCGCCGUUAAGGAUUCCGACGUCGGUCGAAGCACCACCACCGUCAUCUACAUCGACAGAUACGACAACUAAGAUUGCGAUGGCGGAAGGUUCCUCAAAGAAAGUGAGGAAGCCUUAUACCAUCACCAAGUCCAGGGAGAGCUGGUCAGAGGAAGAGCACGAUAAGUUUAUAGAAGCCCUUCAACUGUUUGAUCGUGACUGGAAGAAGAUAGAAGAUUUUGUGGGUUCAAAGACUGUGAUUCAGAUAAGGAGCCAUGCCCAAAAAUACUUCUUGAAGGUUCAGAAAAACGGGACACUAGCACAUGUGCCACCUCCUAGGCCUAAGCGCAAAGCAUCUCAUCCGUAUCCUCAAAAGGCAUCCAAGAACGCUCAAAUGCCACCACUUCAAGUUUCCACUUCUUUUUCUACUCCAAAUAGCGACAUGCCGGGAUAUACUUCGUGGGAUGAGGCAUCAAUGCUGCUAAACAGAGUUAUUUCACCACAGCAAGAACUUGCUACUCUUCUUGGAGCAGAAGCUGAUAUUGGAUCCAAGGGCCUAUUAAAUGUUAGUAGCCCUUCCACAUCCGGUGUGGGAAGCUCAAGCCGAACAGUAUCAGGUUCUGAGAAUGUCAAACAGACAAAACAGCCUCCUGUGCUUCACGGUGUUCCUGAUUUUGCUGAAGUUUAUAACUUCAUAGGGAGUGUCUUUGAUCCUGAAACGAGAGGCCACGUGGAAAAGCUCAAGGAAAUGGAUCCUAUAAAUUUCGAAACUGUUGUGUUACUGAUGAGAAACCUCACAGUAAACUUAUCAAACCCUGAUUUCGAAUCUGCUAGGAAAGUCCUCUCAUCAUAUGAAGUGAAAACUGAGAUCUCAAGCGUUGCCACUGGUUCCAUUGUCAAGACCUCAACAAGCGACAAAUCAUCAUCGUAA
Molecule: messenger RNA, 918 nt
Organism: Microthlaspi erraticum
Lineage: Eukaryota; Viridiplantae; Streptophyta; Magnoliopsida; Brassicales; Brassicaceae
Source: the annotation of a GenBank genome assembly